AUGCAAUUUGUUUGGUAAGUCUUGUGUAAAACAUUGAAAAUAGUAUCAGAUCAAUUCAACUUCCUUAUUUAUUUUCGUUAUUUCUCUAUAUUGUUGUUCGUUAUAUCUAGAAUAAAAGUGGAUUCUGAAUUAAUCAAUUAAGCAAGACUUCACUGGAUUGGGUUGAGAAAUAAAGUAAUGGAUUGAUCAAUAUUUCAUUAGAUCUAUAUUGUUUAAUGCUAAUUUAUUAUAAUUGGUUUAGAGAAUGAUAGCCAUAGUCUCUGGAAGAUGAAAAUUAUAAUAUUAAUACCAAUAUAAAUAUCACUUUGUCUUGAGGUUGUUAGAAUGAUUAAGGGCUUUAAGAAGCAUCUUAGUCAUUUUUUGUGUUAUUUUGAGAAUUAUUAAAUUUCAUUCGAUUAUAGUGUCUAAUUUAAAUCUUUUUUUAAAUAAAAAGGACAUUAUCGAAAGUAUGAAAAUAAAAAUAUUUUUAUUAGAAUAUUUAUGGAUCAAGCUACAUAAGAUUUACAAGAAAAUUGGAAUGAGGUAAAUAAUUAUUGUAAAUUAAAAAGCAAGUCGAAACAUUCGAAGAAUUAACAUUGGGCAAAGAUUUAUUGAGAGGCAUCUUUUCUUACGGUUUCGAAAGACCAUCAGCCAUCUAAUAAAAGGCCAUUAAACCAAUCAUCCUUGGUAAAGACGUAUUGGCACAAGCAUAAUCAGGUAAGCACUCUAAUUUACAAUAUUUAAUAGGAACUGGAAAGACAGGUACAUUCACAAUUGGUGCUUUACAAAGAAUUGACCCAAAUUAGAGAAAGACCCAAGUCAUCAUUUUGGCACCAGUUAGAGAAUUGGCAAAGCAAAUUUAUGAUGUUGUCAAAGGAAUUGGAUAAUAUUUAAAUAUUGAAGCCUUUUGUUGCAUUGGAGGAACCUCAACUCAAGAAACAAGAGAGAAAUGCAAAUAAGGUGUGCACAUCAUCAUUGCCACUCCAGGAAGAUUGAUUGAUAUGAUGAAAAACAAAUAUUUGGAUGCCACAUUCAUGAAAUUAUUAGUUGUUGAUGAAGCUGAUUAGAUGUUGGAUCAAGGAUUCAGUGAUAACUUCGCUGAAAUUCUUAAAAUGGUACCAGGAGAUAUCUAAAUUGGUAUACAUUCAUCAUAUAUUCUGUAUAGCAUUGUUUAGUGCAACAUUCCCAUAAGAAAUUAUUGAAUUGAGUAAAUAAUUCUUAAGAGAUGGAACAGCAAAGAUUUUAGUCAAGAAGGAAUAAUUGACCUUGGAAGGUAUUAGAUAGUUCUACAUUGCCAUUUAAUAAGAAGACCAAAAGUUCAGAGUUUUGGUUGAAUUAUACAAGAAUCUUACAGUUUCAUAAUCAAUCUUAUUUUGCAAUUCCAAAAAGACAGUCGAUGAUCUCUAUGAUAAAUUGACAGCAGAAGGUUUUACAGUUAGUAAAAUCCAUAGUCAAAUGGAAUAAAAGGAAAGAGAAUAAGUAAAUUCAUCAUCUCUAUUCUAUUAGGUUAUGUAAGAAUUCAAAAAGGGAGCUGCAAGAAUCUUAGUAUCUACAGAUCUUAUGGGAAGAGGUAUUGAUGUUCAAUAAUUAUCUUUGGUUAUCAAUUAUGAAUUCCCAAGACUCAAGGAAUAAUAUAUUCACAGGUAUCAUUCAUUUUAAUCAAUUUUUUAGAGUUGGAAGAGCUGGUAGAUAUGGUAGAAAGGGAGUUGCAAUCAAUAUGGUUGCUUAACAAGAAGCUAAUCUCUUAUUAGAAGUUGAAAAGUAUUACAACACUAAAAUUGAUGAAAUGCCCAAGGAUUUGGCUGAAGUAGAAAAGGAAUUAAGUUGAAAAAUCAGUAUAUGUUAAAAAGAGUAU
Molecule: messenger RNA, 1834 nt
Organism: Paramecium octaurelia
Lineage: Eukaryota; Ciliophora; Oligohymenophorea; Peniculida; Parameciidae
Source: the annotation of a GenBank genome assembly